ACUAGUAUUUUCACACCACUACUGAGCACGUGUCUGAGUUUGGAACUAGGAGUUUUCACUUUAAGGUUGCUGUUUGUUAUCUGACUGUAAAGUGUGUCUGGAGACUUUUGGACAGUUUGAGAUCCUACAGCACAGAAACUACAGAGACCAGACAGACUCAGGGCGACGGCGAGGCGUUGCUUGCCGGUGACGUCACGGCCCGGAGGCAGCCUCGGCCCCGCGCGACGGUGUGUGUGAAUGUGUGUCAGUGGGGGAACAACGGAGACGGGCAGAGAGCGAGCGAGCGAACGCGCGGAGGAGGACCGGCGGGGUAAAUGGCUAAAACCUACGACUACCUGUUCAAGCUGCUGCUGAUAGGAGACAGCGGCGUGGGGAAGACAUGCCUCCUGUUCAGGUUCAGCGAGGACGCGUUUAACACCACCUUCAUCUCCACCAUCGGAAUUGACUUCAAAAUCAGGACUGUAGAGUUGAAUGGGAAGAAAAUUAAACUACAGAUAUGGGACACGGCAGGCCAAGAGAGAUUUAGGACCAUCACCACAGCAUACUACAGAGGAGCAAUGGGAAUUAUGUUAGUGUAUGAUAUAACUAGUGAAAAAUCCUUUGAAAACAUCAAGAACUGGAUUCGCAACAUUGAAGAGCAUGCGUCAUCAGAUGUUGAGAGGAUGAUCCUUGGAAACAAGUGUGACAUGAAUGACAAGAGGCAGGUGUCUAAGGAGAGAGGAGAAAAGCUGGCAAUAGAUUAUGGGAUCAAGUUUUUGGAAACCAGUGCGAAAACCAGUGUCAAUGUAGAAGAGGCCUUUUUAACUCUGGCAAGAGACAUAAUGUCUAGACUCAACAGAAAAAUGAAUGAUGGCAGUAAUUCCGAUGGUGGUGCGCCAGUGAAAAUCACAGAGAAGCGUUCUAAGAAGCACAGCUUCUUCAAGUGUGCACUGCUAUAAUGGCGGGAUGCAUGUGUGGACUCUAGCUGCAUCUCUUUAGCUGCAGAACUGCUCAGCUAAUGUGAGAGCUCAUGUGAGCGUCUUCAGAGAGCUGUGCACUCAGGCUUCUAUGGCACAGGAAGGCUCCUGUUCUUUUGGUCCGAAGGGCAAGUUGGAAAAACAGGAUGCCUAGGUUGGAAAUGUUCCACUGGUUUGUGAAAUGGGUUCCUUUGGAGCAUUUCUCUGUUAGAGAAAGAGAUAAUCAGGAUUUUGUGUUUGGGGUCGACUGCUUUUUGUCAGUUGAUUCCUUAACGUAGGUCAGCAUUGAAGUUAGUUAUACUUUGGCUAGAGCACACCCACCAACAAUGGACAGAAAUGACUGACCAACUGGUGUUUGAUUGUUGUGAGAAUGUAAAAUGUUGUCUCCACUGUUCUCCCUGGAUCCUUUGGGUUCUGGACAGACAGAAACUGCAAACAUGAGAAUGUAUGUUCAUACUUCGUAAAUAUUAUCAACUAUAAAGGGACAUAACAUAUUUCUGAACUGUAUUAAGUAGGAGUGUACAAGUAUAUGUGAAAAUGAUUGUGUUAUUGCGUGUUUUGUGUUAUCUAUCAUUCUAACUGUGCGUUUCUCUGUUGCACUGCCAUAAAAAAAAGGAAACUGUGUAAGAAUAAGGAUAGAAGAUUAUACAGUAUGUAACAUAUUCAGUAUGUUAGUUCAGUUAGAUAUUAUUAAGGGGUUGAGAGCACCUUAAACAUGAUAGGCGGGGCUUGGUUGACUAAGAUUUCUCUCUUUGAAGAUGUCUCUGGGUAAUUCCCGGACACAUACCCAUGUAUAGCACUGACAGACAGACAGAGAGAGACAGAGAGAUCCUGCACUCCGCACUCCCCUCAGUGAGGAGACUCAAAUAUAGAACAUGACAGCUGUAGAGCAUGAUGGGUAAAAGUACACUCACUCUUCGGUCAGCUUAUGUGCCUGCCUGUAAUGGGGCAGUCGGUCAGUGAAGACAAACAGUACAUAAUAUAUCAGAUAUUUUAGGCUGAGUAAUUCUCUAAAAGCUUGUCCACAGAUAAUGGGCCUUUUGAGUAUAGUUGGUGAAGGUCUGCCUGUUGUGGCGAGGAAGCAGUGGGGUGCAUUUGAAAUGUCUCUAUUUGAAUGAAUGUAUUGGAAAGCCACUAAUGCAUGCUUGUAUGGUUGCAUCUCUGUACUUUUUUGUCAAUAUUGUUGCAAUGUGUGGUGAGAGAACAUCACCUGUGCUUGUUGUUGUUUGAUGAAAGCUUAUAGUUAAUUCUGUUUACAAAUCACAUAACCUAUGAUGUAGGCCUGUCACGAUAAUUCCAUAUGAAUUAUUGUUCAAUAUUGUGGAAAUGGCCUAGUUAGUGAUAUUAGUUUUUAUGUUAUUGGCAGGGAUUUUUUUAAUUUUUAUUUAGGACAUUUAAAAAAUAGUCAAAUUACAGUUUAUAAAGAUUAUAAAUAAUUAAAAGUUUAUUUGUUUUUUAAAUGAGUUUAAUUAGUUAAAAUGCUAUUAUAUCGUCAUAGAGUGUCAUUGUCUCUUUGGCAUAAAAUUAUCUUAAAUGAGACGGUAAUAAUAUUGUUUAUCAAAACUAUUUCUGGAACAAUAUAAUUUCUGUGUGAACUAAAUAGUUACCGUGACAGGUCUACUAAGAUGUGUGGUGUGUCACUAGCAGAUUUUAAAGAGAAAAAUGCAGUUGCCAAAAGUCGUGCCAUAGGUUGCAGGUGUUUUUGUCGUGUCCAUGUUUUAAGAGUGAAUUCGUGUCUAUACGUUCUUAAGCCAGUUCCAUGGCACAAGUAGUAGCAUUCAUGCAUUCAUUCAUUCAUUUCACUGGUGCCAGUGGUAUUAGAACAGCUGUCAGUCACUGGUGAGUCUGGAUUGCUCAACUGUUUUAGUUGCAGUUGGUUGCACUUCUGAUUUAGAGGAGGAAACAAGUUAAACGGCAUUAGUCAGCAAUAAAAAGGACCCCGUUUCCUCCUGACACUUCUCCAGCUCAGGCCUUGCAAUUGUUGUCUGUAUGAGUGUUUUGCUGUCUGGAUCUGCAAGGUCAGUUUGACCGACACUGCACUGCUGCCCAGGAAAUACAGACAAAUGUAGCAUAUUUUUCCAACACUGAUAUUCAGAAAAGACAGUUGCUAUGCACAUUUAGUUGUGGCUGCACAAUAUUGGGAAUUUAUUCAUUUUUUGUGCAAUACACAGGGUAGUCAAAAGUCACAGGACACUUUUUUUGCAGAAACGAAAUAUGUAGGCUUUCAAGAUGGUGUCCAUGUUCCAGACAUUCAAUUAUGUAAUUUCCCUUUCUUUUCCUUUUCUUAUUUGUUUCUGAAAUAAAAGGUGACUUUCACCCUGUAUAUUCUGAUAUUAAAUGAUAGAAGAAUCAACCAGAGAUCCAUUGUCACAAAAUUAAUUAUAUUAAUAUUUAAAUAUUUAAAUAAAAGAAAAUAGAGCAGACAUAAGCUGCCUCUGGUAGAUACAUCAACAAUGUAGCACAAAGUCCUACAAUGUGACUUAUUGCACAUGUCCGCAUUUGGAUAACGAAGCUGAAACAAUAUAUUGUGCAGCUCCACACUUAAUUCACACAUAUCUUUGCCAUCAUUGCCCUGAUUUUACUGAUUGGAAUGCUGAUAUUUAUCAGUUUUGUGAUGUGUUGCUCUUAUUAUACUGCCAUCGCCAUCAGUUCAGCAAGGAAGUGCUUUCUUACACGAUCUGCCCAUCUGGUAGGCUAGUGAUUGCUUCCAAAAGAGAGAAAUGUAACCUAGUGUGAUUUUUAUUAACUGUGAACUUUUUUGUACCACAUAUAACCAAAGUAAAGGUUGCAUAAUGCUGUG
Astyanax mexicanus (Mexican tetra) is the source of this 3756-nucleotide messenger RNA. Its product is annotated as ras-related protein Rab-8B. Gene Ontology annotation, cellular component: plasma membrane; synaptic vesicle; trans-Golgi network transport vesicle. The record is from RefSeq and is a predicted model, not a curated record. Gene Ontology annotation, biological process: protein secretion; protein localization to plasma membrane; Golgi vesicle fusion to target membrane. The transcript is spliced from 7 exons. NCBI's taxonomy places the organism in Eukaryota, Metazoa, Chordata, Actinopteri, Characiformes, Acestrorhamphidae. The coding region runs from base 315 to 938 and encodes 207 amino acids. Gene Ontology annotation, molecular function: GTP binding; GTPase activity.